GGCGAUCAGCCAAUCAAACAGAGGCUAACAUUUGUGUUUGGUCGUACGACGUCCUCGCGUGCCGUGCGAGUCACAUUAACAAAUAUUUCGCCGAAAUGGAGGAUGUCUUCGUCGUUUCAGCUGUUCGAACGCCUGUUGGGUCCUUCAACGGAGCAAUAUCCACACUAUCUGCUCAUGAUCUUGGCAGUAUAGUUAUUAAGGAAGCUGUGAAGAGGGCAAAUGUCAAAGGUGAAGAUGUGUCAGAGGUCAUCAUGGGUCAAGUUCUUACAGCAGGGCAGGGCCAAAAUCCUGCACGACAAGCGAGUGUAAAUGCUGGCAUUCCAUACACAGUCCCAGCAAGUGGAGUGAAUAUGCUCUGUGGAUCUGGUUUGCGGGCCAUUGUCAUGGCAGUACAGGCUAUACGUACUGGUGAUGCUAGCAUUGUGGUGGCUGGGGGUCAGGAAAGCAUGAGCAAGGCUCCCCAUUGUGUCCACAUGAGAGAAGGUGUCAAGUUUGGUGAUGUAAAUAUGGUGGAUUCUAUGAUAAAGGAUGGACUUACUGAUGCUUUUAACAACUACCACAUGGGCAUUACAGCGGAAAAUGUAGCACGGCAGUGGAGUGUGACAAGACGGGAACAGGACGAGUUUGCCUUACAGUCCCAGAAAAAGUGUGAGACAGCACAGAAAUCCGGGAACUUUGAUCAAGAAAUAGUGCCUGUCAUUAUACAGACAAGAACAGGUCCACAAGAGGUGAAGCAAGAUGAAUUUCCCAGAGCUGGUUGCACUAUUGAAGGAUUCCAAAAGCUAAGACCUGCUUUUGUAAAAGAUGGAUCAGGAACUGUCACUGCAGGAAAUGCCUCAGGGAUCAAUGAUGGGGCUGCAGCUGUGGUCCUCAUGUCUGGCACAGUAGUAAAAUCACGAGGCAUCAACCCCAUAGCUCGUCUGGUCUCGUGGGCGCAGGCUGGGGUGGAUCCAACAAUCAUGGGUACUGGACCCAUCCCUGCAGUCCGCUCAGCUCUCUCAAAGGCUGGCUGGAAGGUAGAAGACAUAGAUUUGUUUGAACUGAAUGAGGCGUUUGCAGCACAGUCAGUUGUGGUAGCUAAGGAUUUGGGCUGUGAUCCAGCAAAGGUAAAUGUAAGCGGGGGAGCCAUAGCGAUUGGCCAUCCAAUUGGUGCUUCUGGAGCUCGCAUCUUUGUUACCUUGCUUCAUGGUCUUGUGCGGACGGGUGGCAAAAAGGGUGUGGCAGCACUGUGUGUUGGUGGAGGGAUGGGCAUUGCUGUAUGCAUUGAAAGGAUAUGAAUAUUUAUAACCUCCUGACCAUUA
Molecule: messenger RNA, 1301 nt
Organism: Pomacea canaliculata
Lineage: Eukaryota; Metazoa; Mollusca; Gastropoda; Architaenioglossa; Ampullariidae
Product: acetyl-CoA acetyltransferase, cytosolic-like
Biological process (GO): fatty acid beta-oxidation
Molecular function (GO): acetyl-CoA C-acetyltransferase activity
Source: RefSeq, a predicted model, not a curated record